Messenger RNA from Chroicocephalus ridibundus (black-headed gull), 1826 nucleotides. RefSeq names its product fragile histidine triad diadenosine triphosphatase (gene FHIT). Gene Ontology annotation, molecular function: bis(5'-adenosyl)-triphosphatase activity; ubiquitin protein ligase binding. Gene Ontology annotation, biological process: purine nucleotide metabolic process; intrinsic apoptotic signaling pathway by p53 class mediator; diadenosine triphosphate catabolic process. The transcript has 10 exons. Gene Ontology annotation, cellular component: plasma membrane; cytoplasm; nucleus. NCBI's taxonomy places the organism in Eukaryota, Metazoa, Chordata, Aves, Charadriiformes, Laridae. The record is from RefSeq and is a predicted model, not a curated record. Bases 473 to 919 code for a protein of 148 amino acids.
CGGCGGCGAACCCUCCUCUGCGCCCGCCCCUUGGCUGCUACAGGUCGGUGUCAGCGAGCGGCGGCGCACCCCUUUUCGGCGGCCUAACGCAUGCGUGUUAGGAGAGGGCGAGCACAUAGUUUAGCCCAGUAAAUUCACUAAUUGCCUUGGCUCCUUCAUAUUGAGAAGUGGGGGACGAGCUGAUGCAGUGUGUGACUUAGAGCCUCUCCAGAAGAGCUAGCCAGUCUCUGCUGCCUUCACAUGGUACUUAAGAGGGUAUAAAAGUGGGUCAGGAACGUCCUUGUUCAGCCAGAUUUUUCAUCCCUUGCCGUGGGAAUAGAGACAUAACUCUGAAGUGGAACAUUUGGGCAUGUUGGUGCUAGCCACUCUUAAGUUGUGCUUUCCUCUCUGUUUACUGCCACAGGUAAAGAUUGAGUAAUACAUAGAAGAGGCCUCCUGCAACCUCCUAAUACCCUGAAGAUUAACAUUUAUCAUGCUGAGAUUCGGGCAGCACCUCAUCAAGCCCUCCGUGGUCUUCCUGAAGACAGAGCUCUCCUUUGCUCUUGUGAACAGGAAGCCGGUGGUCCCAGGGCAUGUCCUUGUUUGUCCUCUACGGCCAGUGGAGCGUUUCCGUGACCUGUGUCCUGAGGAAGUGGCCGAUUUAUUUCAUACAGCACAAAGGGUUGGCAACGUGGUGGAGAAACACUUCUGCGGCACCUCACUCACCAUUUCAAUUCAGGAUGGCCCCGAAGCCGGACAAACGGUGAAGCAUGUUCACGUCCAUGUCCUUCCAAGGAGGGCUGGAGACUUCAGCAGGAAUGACGAUGUCUACAAGGAGUUGCAACAACAUGACAAAGAGGAUUCCUCUGACAAGUGGAGGACGGAAGAAGAAAUGGCAGCUGAAGCAGCAAUUCUGAAGAGGUAUUUUCAGGAAAAUUAAAGGUAACAAAGUGUUUGAAAAACAUCCUGUGACACAAGAAACUCCCCAGAAAGAAAGACUUCAUUCUCCGGUUCUCAGUGGCCCUGGAGCUGCAGCUGAACAAUUUUAUUAUGUUCUACAAAUAUGGGAUUCUUUCAUGAAAAAUUUUAUUGGACCUUCGGAUUAUCAUCAAGGUUGAAUUUCAGCUAAGACAACUAACAGCACUGAUUCAAAAUAUUGCUCUGAGUAGAAACUCAUAUUUUUCUGAAUCGUGUACUUGGCAACAAAUCUUUUUGAAUUGUCCCUUGGCCUAAAUUGAAAUAAAGUGCUAGUGAAAUCAGGUAGCUACUGUGUUUCAGUACAUUACAAAGUGUUUACUCCAUGUUGUGCUUUUUGAGAUUCGGUUAUUGUAUGUGGGCUGUUACAUCAUAGAAAAAUUAGAUCUUUGAGCAGUAUGACAAUUCAUAAAAACCAAGGCUUUGUAACAGACUAGCCAAGAUAAACUUGGAGAGCGACCGUUUUGUCAGGUAAGGUAGUAUAACAGGAAAUACAACACUUCGUAAGAUCUUUCCUUUUUCUCUUCCUUUUAAUGCAUUGUCAGAAUGCUUCUGGAACUUAAGGUGAUACAAAGCACUUCUGCAAAUCAAUGAAUGCGUAAAGCUGCUAAUGGGAUAGUAACGCCGUUAGGGUUAGACUGGCAUGAAUGUCCUGCUUGCAGCAACCAACCGGAGUGGGAGCCACCUGUGUGGAACACUCCCUUGGCCAGAAAUGCCACGUUCAGAGCCCCGCCAUGGGUUAGCUGUUGAUUGCUAACAUAUAAUAAAGAGAAAAGAGUCAAACAACAGAUGGAAGAGAGAAGAAAUGAGUCUGCAAGAUAUGCACGAAAAGAGCACCCGUCAUCUUGCUCUUCAAUUGCAGGGAAGUGACA